UCUCUAGUCCGAUUUCGUUCGCUUCUAUAUUAAGAACGCCUUCGUCUGGCCUCGCAAGAUGCGUGUGCGCACACCAAACGCUCGCACAAUAAAAACCAAACGUAGUACAUAUUAUAUUUUUCCGACGAACCCGACUUAAACCGAGAUCACUAAAAUUUUCAUGUGAAAUUGUGAUUUAAAAUUUAUAAGGACGUUUUUGAGUAAAAUGUCCAUUAAGUGUGAAUAAGUGAAAAAUUAUCGUGUGGUUAUCGCUGAAGAAGUCAAAAUGAAGUUCACUAUCGAUGUCCUGGGGAUUUUUCUUAAAGUCGUCGUUAAGAUAAACAAAGUCACAUUCGCGCCACUAGUGGUAUCAACGCUCUUCAUCCUCCUAACAUCGCUACUCGCCCACUGUGCGAGACGAGUGGUGCAGAAGGUCAUCAAGGAACCCUUCUUGAGGCUCCUGUUUGAAGAGGCGAUAGCUGCUGCUGAACUGUGCGGGUGCUGCUUUGAGCUGAUUGUUGUUGCGGAUAACUUCGGUGUAGCGACGUAUGCGAUAUUCCUGUUUGCGCUGACGAUCUGGUGGUCACUCAACUGGGGAGAUGCUACUGCCUGUCCUUACACACACAUUGAGGAUGUUAUUGAAGGCAAGGGUGACAUUCGCAAAGCGUUCCUGAAGACCUGGGCUGAACUGACGGGAGGUAUCCUGGUGUUCAAGUACGUGCAGAUGUACUGGGCGCUGGAGAUCUCUGACACACACAAGGACAAGGCUUUUGAGGAUUGCAAGGCUGAUUUACAGGUGCCAGUAAUCUACGGUGCAGUAGUCGAAGGCAUCGCAACCUGCCUCUGCCGCUUAGCCUCCAAGUCCCUGGGUGACCUGAACCCUCGGUUUGCCACAGCCAUCGACUCCUUCAUCGGAACUUCCCUUGUUGUCGCUGGGGUCCUCACUAGGCACACGGUAUUCGUCUACCGCUACCAAGACAAUAGUGCCAAUGCGGACCUAAGCGUGUCCAUCUUUUGCAAAGUACAUUUAGGAAAAGCCUUCGACUAUUCCGGUGGUUACUUCAACCCAGUGCUGGCGACGUCCUUGAAAGCUGGUUGCGAAGGUCAUACACUUCUAGAACAUGCUGUGGUCUACUGGAUAGGAGCGUGUGCAGGGUCUAUCCUCUCCGUCUACUUGUACAAACUGCCAGCUAUCCAAAAGUAUGUUAGGGGCACCAGUGUGGCGAAUGGUGACAGCAUUUGGGCCGACAAAGAAGACUAAUUUUCUUUUGUCAAAAUCUGGUUUGGAGGUUAUGCUGGGAUUUUUUUUAUGAUAUCAAAUUACCCUACUGUCUUAAAUUAUUCAGUUUUCGUAGAACAAUUUAGUAAAUAACACAGAAAAUGAAAUAUUAGACCAUUGUGCCCAGAUAUGAUGUCGGUUAGUCCUCAGAAUAAGUUAUAAAGUAAUUCAGAAUUUUUCGCACUUUGCAAUAUUGACACUUCAGCUUGAAAAGGUUUUUAAUAUAAUAAAUGUGAUACGUUCUACGAAUCCCUGCAAAUACAGCUUUAUUAUGAGUUCUUGAAAGCUUUAAAAAGUAAUAUAGUAGAGCUUUCUGCGACAAAAAUAAAUAAAUAAAAUUAUAUUUAUUUCAAAUUCCAGCAAGUUGGUAUUAAAGUAUUUUUUGGUCUUGUUUUACAUUUAAUAUUUUUACAGAUGAUUCAAAAAUAAUCCCAGCAUAUUCUCUUUUAAGUUUUUGCUUAUUCUGUCCAUUACUGCGUAUUUCGCUAAUUUUGUAUUAUUCCUUACAAAGUGAUACCCACGAUUCUAGUCAUUUCACCUUAUUCUAAGUAUUAUUUAUUUAUUGUUGAAUCUUUAUUAAAUGCAUCUUUUUAAGUUCAUCUUGAUUUAAGUUCGGGCCAUUGCAAUGUUACAGCUGAUACCGCCAUAUUUUAUUUAUUUAACAUUUUUGUUUCUUUUUAAUAUUUUAUACAAGUAAAUGGCAAUACCAAAUAUCUUUAAAAGUGUACAAACCUUAGGAAGAGAUAGAUUUUAUAUUUUUUCUAUCCUACGUGUUGAAGUAUGUUUCCCAAAAAUAUAAUAAGUGCUACGUGCUCCCGUUGUAAAUAAAUGUUUAAUUUAUUACAAUA
Messenger RNA from Helicoverpa zea (corn earworm), 2106 nucleotides. RefSeq names its product aquaporin-11 (gene AQP). NCBI's taxonomy places the organism in Eukaryota, Metazoa, Arthropoda, Insecta, Lepidoptera, Noctuidae. The coding region runs from base 266 to 1240 and encodes 324 amino acids. The transcript has 8 exons. The record is from RefSeq and is a predicted model, not a curated record. Gene Ontology annotation, cellular component: cytoplasm. Gene Ontology annotation, molecular function: channel activity.